Messenger RNA from Aspergillus welwitschiae, 2663 nucleotides. RefSeq lists its product as uncharacterized. Lineage: Eukaryota; Fungi; Ascomycota; Eurotiomycetes; Eurotiales; Aspergillaceae. The record is from RefSeq and is a predicted model, not a curated record. Gene Ontology annotation, molecular function: UDP-glycosyltransferase activity; hexosyltransferase activity. Gene Ontology annotation, biological process: carbohydrate metabolic process. The transcript is spliced from 7 exons. The coding region runs from base 1 to 2547 and encodes 848 amino acids.
AUGUCUUAUCAGCCUGCCGAACUUUUACCGGACGAUCUGCCGCCCUAUGAGAGCCAUGGAAUGACUGAAGGUACUGAGUUCGGCGCGGACGGACGGGUGAAUGUUGACCUUGACUCCAAGGUCUGCAAAGCUGUCGCAAAGUUGGUCCGUCUGCCUGGCCAAGCAGACCCGAGGCCGCCUCCUUUUCUUCCUUCUUCUACGUCUCCUAUUCCUCCCGCAUAUGCGGACUCUGCUCGUUUUGAGAUUCGGCUCAACCUUGUCAUUCAGGUGGUGGGAAGCCGGGGAGAUGUGCAGCCAUUUAUCGCAUUAGGCCAAGAACUACAGAAGCAUGGCCAUCGCGUGCGUCUAGCAACACACAACGUCUUCGAUGCUUUUGUCCGAGAUUCCGGGCUCGAGUUUUACCCGAUCGGUGGAGAUCCGGCCGAGCUGAUGGCAUAUAUGGUCAAAAACCCCGGGCUGAUCCCCCAGAUGCAGAGUCUGCGGGCAGGUGACAUCCAAAGGAAACGGGCCAUGGUAGCUGAGAUGCUAACCGGGUGCUGGAACUCCUGCAUUGAGGAUGAUCCGAUCUCGCAAGACCCGUUUGUGGCGCACGCAAUCAUCGCGAACCCCCCGGGCUUCGCUCACAUCCACUGCGCGCAGGCGCUCGGGAUUCCCGUCCAUCUAAUGUUCACCAUGCCCUGGAGCAGUACCAAAGCUUUCCCCCAUCCCUUGGCGAACCUGAAGUAUUCUGAUAACACCAGUCAGCUCAUGGCCAACUACCUCUCGUAUGCCAUUGUAGAGUGGAUGACAUGGCAGGGACUAGGAGAUGUUGUUAACAAAUUUCGUUCGGAAAUCGAUUUGGAGCCUGUUCCUUCCAGUGAAGGACCUUGUCUAGCGGAAAACCUCAAGAUCCCUUUCACAUACUGCUGGUCACCGGCUUUGAUGCCAAAGCCUAGCGACUGGCCUCCACAUAUUGAUGUGUGCGGAUUCUUCUUCCGGGAUCCCCCAAACUACACUCCACCGGCAGCUUUGGCAGCCUUUCUACAAGAUGGACCGGCACCAGUAUAUAUCGGAUUUGGAAGCAUUGUUAUUGAUGAUCCCAGCCAGCUCAUAGCAACGAUUUUGGAAGCAGUCCGUACUGUUGGAGUUCGCGCUAUCAUCUCCCGUGGAUGGAGUAAGCUGGGCGGGACAUCUUCUCAAAAGAUCUUCUACAUCGAUGAUUGCCCUCACGAAUGGCUAUUUCAGCAUGUGGCUGCCGUCGUUCACCAUGGAGGUGCGGGCACGGCUGCCUGCGGUUUGCGAAAUGGUUGUCCCACAAUCAUCGUGCCUUUCUUCGGAGACCAGCCGUUUUGGGGCAACAUGGUCGCUGCAUCCGGGGCAGGGCCCAGGCCUAUCCCAGGUUGUCAACUCAAUGCCCAGAAUCUAGCAGAGGCCAUUGACUUUUGCUUACGACCUUCUACAUUGGCAGCUGCACAGGAAAUGGCUCGGAAAAUGAGAUCUGAGCUGGGGGUCCAGGCAGCUGUAGCUUCCUUCCACCGACAGCUACCAUUGUCGAGAAUGAAAUGUCAAAUCCUACCUGACCAGCCUGCCAUCUGGGAGUACAGAAGGUCCUUCGCUGAGUCCAUAUAUCUCUCUAAUAUUGCAGUACAAAUACUACUAGACGAUCAGCAGAUCCAACAGAAGCACUUACAUCUCCAUAUCGUCAACCCAAUCAUGAUUGACCAUCGACGAUGGGAUCCGAUUACUGGCACCGCCUCUGCUACAGUUUCCACCGGAGUUACCAUGCUCAAAGACAGCGCAGAUAUCUUCUAUCGGCCGAUCAAAGAGGCCCAAAGUCAGCGCCGAUCUCACGGCAAUCUGCCGCCGCCGCCGCAGCAGCAGCAGAACGAGCCUCUUGCUCCGAUGAUGAUGGAGGGCGCAGAUUCUUCCCUAAGCGCGAGAUGUUCCCUGAGGGACGGCUCACCCCACUCCUAUCUGCCCGGGCACCCGGCAGCCACGGCAGCAGAACGGGGUCGCCCGUCGUCGCCUGCUCGUGCCGCGUUGGCGGCCGGUGGGAAGAGUCUGGGCAAGUUGGUGGGCCACGCCUACAAAGGUGCGGUCGUGGAUAUCCCCCUCGCCGCCACAGAGGGGCUCCGAUCGGUGCCGCGCCUGUACGGCGAGGAGGUGCGAGACCUGGGCCCGGUCCGGGACUGGAAGUCCGGGCUCGCGGUCGGGGGCAGGAGCUUUCUGCACGGGGUUGCUGGCGGUCUCACGGAUAUUGUCGUUCAGCCGUACAAGGGGGCGCGAGAGGAGGGAGCAUUGGGCGCGGCCACGGGUUUAGCCAAAGGGACGAUCGGUACAAUGACGAAGUUGGGGUCCGGUAUGCUCGGCUUGGUCGCCUAUCCUGGACAAGGCAUCUGUAAAAGCAUCCAAAAUGUGGGACGAGCAGGAACAAGGAGACAAAUCGUGGCGCAACACGAAAGUGAACGUGCUUUCAUCACGCGCAGAGCCGUCGAUGCGGGUGGUAUUGAUUCGAACACUGUGCUUAGGACUUUCGAAAUCCUGCGACGGAGAAGUCGGAAGAAAUGAUGCAGGGUCAGGGUUAUUUUGGGUAUUCACUAAAGGCAUGCAAGGGCGUGUUUCCGAGAGACUUUUUCAUGCUUCCUAUUCACACUCCCCCGCCAACACCCCAUGGCGAUUCAUAG